AUGACGUCAUCGAAUCGAACGUUGGCCUCUGACCCCUUAUCAGCCCUGGUCUCCUCUCUCUCUCUCUCUCUCUCUCUCUCAUCUGCCAAACAAGCCCACAACUUUCAAGCUACUCUUGAAAUAGGAGAGAGAGAGAGAGAGAGAGAGAGAGAGAAGUGGAGAGAGAAAGCUUUAGGAAGAGUCUUCCAUGGCAUUUAAGGUAAACUGGGGAAGAAGCAGAGAGGAGGAAGGGAGAGAGGGAAGUGGAGUAGAAAAAGAGGGCCUACUUGUCCCGGAGGAGCGCGUCCUCUCCCUAGUAGCUGUAGUUCUUGACGUACAUCCCCUCCUUGGAUUCGUCGGACUCGCCUUCACCGGUGUACUUCCCGAGCUGGGCGAGGGAGUUGGCCUUGGCCCGCAGCAGGAGGGCGUCCUGCGCCGCCUUCACGUUCUCCGGGAGGCCUCCCCAGGUCUUCAGGCAAGUGUUCUGGAGUGCCCUCGCGUAGGAGAAGGAGACGUGCCAUGGGUUGGGGGCCUGGUUCAUGGCGUUGAGGUUCAGCGUGGCCUCGACCUCCGAUUGCCCGCCGGAGAGGAACUGAGACACGAGGAAAGGAGGAAUUUCGUCAGACCAGGGUGAUUGAUUAGGGUUUCGCGGCCUGGUCUUCGGGGUGGAUGGAGAGCUUGCCAUGAUGCCGGGGACGGCCGGGGGGAUCCUGCGGCGGAGGAGCUUGAGGGUGUAGUCGGCGACCUGCUGGGGGGUGGCCCUGUCCUUGCACUCUGCUCCCGGGGUAACCAUGCUGGGCUUGAGGAGGAUGCCCUCGAAAAAUACGUUGUUCUCUGCCAGGUAGAAGAAGACUUCCGCCCACACCUUCUGGGCCACCUCGAAGGUCCUCUCGAUCCCGUGGUCGCCGUCGAGGAGGAUCUCCGGCUCCACGAUCGGGACCAGCCCGUUGUCCUGUUCGCAGAAUCACCAGUAGGAGAUGCUCAAUCUCACAGCGAGGACGGAGGAGACGUCCCUCAUCUGCGAGGCAACGGGGAUUAGGGUUCCUCACCUGCGAGAUGGCGGCGUAGCGCGCGAGGCCCCAGGCGGCUUCCUUCACCGCGAGGGCAGAAGGACCAUUUGGAAUGCUCACGACCGUGCGCCUGGUGACAUUCGCAGGGGAGAGUUCAGAGCAGACCAGGAAGAGGACGGACUGA
Molecule: messenger RNA, 1173 nt
Organism: Spirodela intermedia
Lineage: Eukaryota; Viridiplantae; Streptophyta; Magnoliopsida; Alismatales; Araceae
Source: the annotation of a GenBank genome assembly